Molecule: messenger RNA, 1656 nt
Organism: Lemur catta (Ring-tailed lemur)
Lineage: Eukaryota; Metazoa; Chordata; Mammalia; Primates; Lemuridae
Gene: ANKRD33
Product: ankyrin repeat domain 33
Exons: 10
Coding region: 1-1656 (551 amino acids)
Biological process (GO): negative regulation of transcription by RNA polymerase II; negative regulation of transcription regulatory region DNA binding
Molecular function (GO): protein binding
Source: RefSeq, a predicted model, not a curated record
AUGGCCCUGAGCUCAGAUGGAGAGAAUGGGGGCCAUAGUCCAGUGAGGAUCAUGGUUGGAGGUAGGGGGCAUGACCUAUGGCAGGUCACACUGGACCCCCAGAAGGGGCCGGAGCUGGGGUCAGAGGCCACCUCCUCCAUUCUCUGCCCCACCCCGCUAAGUGUCGUCUCUAGUAGCAAAGACACAGGGAGGGUCGAGACCCAGCCUGGGGAACUGGACAUAGGGCCCAAAUUGGAACCCCACCACCUCCUCCUGGGCACCUGCUCUGCCAAGACCCUGCCCCUGCAUCUGGCCCCAGAACCUUCAGCUAUAGCCUCAAGUCUGCGGAGUGGAGAUGCUCUUUCAAUUCCUGCCCAGGGCUGCCACCUGCUGGCUACGAGUGGCCUUGCAGAAACUGGACCCUGGCAGAAGCUGGGUGUGGCUGUGCCCCAGGAUGACUGCCUCUUAGAAACCUUCCAAACCCCAGCGGCCUGUGGACAAGGGCCUUGUCUUCUUGCCCCCAGAUUGGAAGAGAAAGAGCGGCCAUUGCACAGGGGAAGGCUGGACAUGUCUGAGGCACUGUCCUGCCCCGGCAAUAAGCCCCCAGCCCCAGGCUGCAGGCUGGGGGCCCUGUACUGGGCCUGUGCCCAUAAUGACUCCACUCAGCUCCAAGCCAUACUGGAUGGAGGGGUCUCCCCAGAGGAGGCCACCCAGGUGGACCGCAAUGGGAGGACAGGCCUCAUGGUCGCAUGCUACCACGGCUUCGGGAAUGUUGUGGCCCUGCUCAGCCGCUGUUCCUUCCUGGAUGUGAACCAGCAGGACAAAGAUGGGAACACAGCGCUCAUGCUGGCUGCCCAAGCAGGCCACGCGCCUCUGGUGAGUCUCCUGAUCAACUACUACGCGGGGCUGGACCUGGAGCGCCGGGACCAGCGGGGGCUCACGGCAUUGAUGAAGGCUGCCAUACGGGACCGCUCCGAAUGUGCUGACCUGACAGCAGUGGAUCCUGUGAGGGGCAAGACAGCCCUGGAGUGGGCAGUACUGACUGACAGCUUCGACACAGUGUGGAGGAUCCGGCAGCUGCUGCGGCGGCCACAAGCGGAGCAACUCAGCCAGCACUACCAGCCUGAGUGGCCGGCCUUGGCGGGGCUCGUGGCCCAGGCCCAGGCCCAGACCCAGGCUGCUCCAUCCCUCCUAGAGCGGCUACAGGGCGCCUUAAGCCUCCCUUUUGGCCAGUCUCCUCAGGAGGGGGGUGUCCUGGACCACCUUGUGACUCUCACGACCAGCCUGGCCAGUCCCUUCCUCACCACUGCCUGCCACACUCUGUGCCCUGACCACCCGCCUACACUGGGCACUCGAAGCAAGUCUGUGCCGGAGCUGCUAGGUACUGCCCCGCCCCCUCCCCCAGCCCCCUCCCCUCCCCUGGUAGUCUCUGGCCCCCGAGUCUUUGUCCCCUACCAGAGCCCUCAGGGUAUAUUGAGUGUGUGUCCUCAGUGGCUACAGCCUAGGGACAGUACCAGCCCGAGGCCCCAAGUCCCCAAGAUCCUCCUCUCCAAAGCAUCCUCAUCCUCCUACCAGCGCAAGCCGAACCCCAGUCCUACGGGGAAUCGAUGUCUGGCCCUUCCUCUCUGGCGAUAUCAGCAGCUCAGGAUGGAGAGGAGGAGGCAGGAGGAGGGCUAG